UUUUCUUACCUUUAUAUUUUAUAUAUUCACUAGCAUAUUUAACAUGAACAUUGAUCUACAUAAACUUUAUUUGAAAUUUAAAAGCAACAACAAUAGCAAAAAUAAAUUUAAAUAAAUCGUUGUAAAAAUAUCCUUUUGGCUACAGCGCCCUCUCUGGUUGAGACAAGCAUAACCUGUGUUUAGUGUUACCAGGAGACUUCUUAAAACAGAAACAGCUACAUACGGUGUCCCCCGCAACAAUUCUAUAAAUGGAAACAGUGGAAAACUCUGAUGAGUGUAAUGAGAAGGAGAGGUUGAAGAUGAAGAUUGCAGUUUUGGAGGAAAGUGUGGAGUCCUGCGAGCUGGAGUGCAAAGCCAGCAGCGAGACGAUGUUGAGGAGGGUGGCUGAGCUGGACCAAGAGAGGAGGAAGGCUGCCAGCAGUGCUGCAGCACUUGAAUCACUCAAAAUGGAGUUGGAUGGCCAGGCAUUGGGAAGGAGAAAUGUUGAGAUUGAGAAGGAAACGUUAAGCCAAAGGCUGCAAGCCAGCAGGAGAGUGAUAGAGGCAGCCAGAGAGUCACAUUGUUUGGAAAAACAGGUGGAGGAGCUUCAGAAAAAGACCCAUGCGGCUGAGGUUAAACUUCAGGUGUUCCUGGAAGAGAUGGCCAGCCUCCUACAGGGGACGUCUGAAAGUGUCAUCCUGUCCACAGAAAGAGAUAUUUUAGAGAAACUGGAUGACCUCUGCAAUAAGACUGUGUCAGAGAUUAAGAUGAGACUUAGCAGUGUCACUGAGGAGCUGAAAGAGCAGAUGGAGCUCCAGCACAACACACUGCAGAGGGCUCAACUUGCAGAGCAGCAAGUCCAGAACUUGAGAGAGAGACUCCAAAGUCUGGAGACUCAGCUUCUGACAGCAGACAUGCAUCAUGACAUGCUGAAACACAGCAAACAGCAUGUAAGUAAAGUCAUAGAAGCAGGCUUGAGGUUGUGACAGUUUCAGAUAUUUGCAUAAUAAAAUAUAUUUGCCAAGUAUUUACAUCAGUGACCACUGCUCUUUUUAUGAGGAGUUCCUGGAACAGCUAUCAGAGAUAAUGAAGGUUGAAAAUAUUGCUGAUGUUGGUUUUGACAUGAGGCUAAAAGUCAUCCUGUCACGCACAGAACAACUUGUCAAACAAGAAGCAGCUGCUUUAGUGGAGAGCAAAAGUCUGAUGUACACCUUACAGCGUCCUCAGAGGAAAACAGAAUUUUAGAGCCAGUGUACUAAUGAUGGAUGAUGAACUUAAACAAGAUUGUCCUCCUUCAUUGUUUAGUUGGUGGAUUUCCGGAUCCUGGUUUCUGAGAUGUUGGGCCUGGACUCUACAACUCUGGCUCUUCCAAAUCAUGAAAUCAUCAGAUCACUUGAAACUCUUCUU
This is a messenger RNA of Melanotaenia boesemani (Boeseman's rainbowfish), 1386 nucleotides long. RefSeq names its product coiled-coil domain containing 170 (gene ccdc170). NCBI's taxonomy places the organism in Eukaryota, Metazoa, Chordata, Actinopteri, Atheriniformes, Melanotaeniidae. The record is from RefSeq and is a predicted model, not a curated record.